Plasmodium reichenowi is the source of this 9039-nucleotide messenger RNA. RefSeq lists its product as hypothetical. The transcript has 2 exons. NCBI's taxonomy places the organism in Eukaryota, Apicomplexa, Aconoidasida, Haemosporida, Plasmodiidae. The coding region runs from base 1 to 9039 and encodes 3012 amino acids. The record is from RefSeq and is a predicted model, not a curated record.
AUGAAUAAUAAUAAUAAUAAUAAUAAUAAUAAUAUUAAUAGUAGUAAUAAUAAUAUUUGGAAAAAAAAAAAAAACAACAACCCUAAUAACCAUAAUAAAAAUUUAACAAAAAAUCUAUUUUUUAAUAAUAAAGACAAUGAAUUCAAACAUGUUUACGAAAAAAAAAAUAUGCAAGGACAAAGGAAAAAAAAAAAUAAUGUUGCAUAUGAUACUUAUGAUAAUAAUGAUAUCCAUGCUUCAUCACAACACACUCCCUUUAUAAAUACAAUUUCUAAUAAAGAUGUUUAUAAUAAUAAUAAUAACAAAUAUGUAGAUAACACGCUUAACAAAAAACCUUUCCAUAAUAAUACAGAUAAUAAAAACCAAGGUGUUCAUCAUAAUAUGUAUGUAACAAAUGAAUACAAUAAGAAUAAUUUUAGAAAUAAAGGUUUAAAUAAUAAUACAUAUGGUAAGGAUAAUACAUAUGGUAAUAAUAAUACAUAUGGUAAUAAUAAUGCAUAUGGUAAGGAUAAUACAUAUGGUAAUAAUAACACAUAUGGUAAUAAUAACACAUAUGGUAAUAAUAAUACAUAUAGUAAUAAUAAUACACAUGGUAAGGAUAAUUUAUUUAAUAAUAAUACACAUGGUAAGGAUAAUUUAUUUAAUAAUAAUCAUAGUUUGCAUAAAAUUAAGUCUACUAAUUCAAAUGUAUAUAAAAAAAGUACAAAUAAUUCAAAAAAAGGACCUUAUCAAAAUAUAUAUACUACUGAAGAUAAGAAUAAUAAAAAUUUAACAAAUUCAGAAAGCUCCAGUUUUAUAAAUACAGAUAAAGUUUAUAGUUCAAAUUUAGAUUAUAUGAGUAGUAUGAAUAAAAAUGACACAAGGAAUGUUUAUAAUUUGUAUAAGAAUCAUUAUAAUAAUAAAACGAAGGACAAUAAUUGUAAUAAAAGAAUAGCUGAUUAUUCAUAUGAUAACAAUUAUGAUAUUAAUCAAGCGAUUUAUAAAUACCCAAAAUAUGUAUCUUCUACAAACAAUAAUAUAACUAACGAAGAUCCACAAAGGAAUAGACCAGAGGUAGAUAGUAAAAAUUAUUUAUAUAUGAAUGAAAAAAAUGAGAACACUUAUCAAAAUAUACAAAAGAAUUUAAAUAAUACACAGACAUUAUAUAACAAUUAUAAAAAUGUCCCAUCCGAAAGGGAUCACAUAAAUAAUAAUAAUAAUAAUAAUAAUAAUAAUAAAAAUAAUGUUCAAGAUAUAUUAUCACAAUGUAUAAAUAUUCUAUUAAACGAUAAAACAGGAUUACAUGAUUUGAAAAUAUUUUAUGAAACAAAAUCAAGAGAAAGAAACAAUAACCAGCUGAUUAAAUAUGUAUUAAAUAAAAUAAACGAUAUAACUAUAAAAUAUAAAUACCAUGAAAAUAACAUCAAUUUUAUUGCUAAAGAAAUAUAUGAAUUACAAAGGGAAUUCAAAAAUAAUAAUAAUGCUGUGAGUAAUUUUUCUACCUAUAAUAAAAAUGUAAGAGGUAAUGUGUAUGAAACAAAUAAAUAUAUAAACACAAAUGUGUAUAAUCAUGAAUUUAAUAAAAAUAAUGAAGAGGUUUACUAUGAAAAGGUACACAAUGAAGAGGUUUACUAUGAAAAGGUACACAAUGAAGAGGUUUACGAUAAAGAAUUCUACAACAAAAUAAUACAACACAGUUCAUACAAUAAUAACAAAAAUAAUGAUCAAUCUUUUAUAAAUUCCAAUGUAUACAAAGGAAAAGAUAAUGCACUUGUGUCCAAUACAAAGACACAUCAAGGAUUAUACAAAUUACAAAAAAAUACACAAAAUAUAAAUCUCAUCGAAAAUAAAAUAAAAUGUGAUAUAAAAAGUCAAAAUAUACUUAUACAUAAAUAUUAUAAAAAACAUGAAGAAUAUAAAAAAAAAUGGGAAGAAAUAAUUUACAAAUGUAAACAAACAAAUGUUCUAAAAAUAUUUUAUCAAGUUGAAGGAAAAAUAAAAGAUAAUAUAAAAAUUUUAGAUAUAUUCAAAUUAUAUCUAUUUCCUCAAAAUAAUUAUUUUCAUUAUAAAAAUGUUUUUUAUAAUAAUUAUAAAAUGAUUACAAUUCAUAACGUAAAAUUCUUGUUUUUACAAAAUUUAUUUACAUUUCAUAAAAAAAUCAAAAAAGAUUCUUUAAAAAAUACACAACCAGAAAAAGAUCCAGACCAAAUAAUAAAAAAUAAUUUAAAUAAAGAUAAACAAAAUGAUCAGGAUGAUCAUACUAAUGGUGGCAUUGAACAAAAUGAUAAACAAAGCGAUAAACAAAAUGAUCAGGAUGAUCAUACUAAUGGUGACAUUGAACAAAAUGAUAAACAAUACGAUAAACAAUACGAUAAACAAUACGAUAAACAAUACGAUAAACAAAACGAUGAAUUCAUAUCAAACAUUAGUUCCAUAUCCUUACCAUUACCCUUUGAAAAUUUUUUUCUUUUUUUUAAAAAUUUCUAUUCAAUUAAUGAUAAUUAUAUAAACAACAUGUGUCUAUUCUUAAUAUACAAAAUAAUUAUAAUGAAUGAAGAUGAUGACGAAUACCCAAAGUACUAUAACUUAAUAUUAAAUAUAUUAAAUAAAAAUACAUUAAUAUUAUUUUUAUUUAUUUUAAUAAGCCUUAUGAAAAAUUAUAACAUGAAAAAUAAUUACCUUGUAAAUGUAAUAGAACGCUUAUUACCAAUUAUAAUAAAGCCAAUCAAAAAUAAUAACACUAUAAAAAAGAAUAAGAAAAAAAAAAAAAAAAUUUUAUUCAAUAUUCUUUAUUUUAAAUUAUUCCGUUUAAUAUUUGACAAAAUCGAAACAUAUCAUAUAUAUAAAAAACAUCUAUUAUUAACCUUUUUAAGAUAUAUUAAAAAUUUCUUAUUAAAUAUAUGUUCUUGUGUUUUAAUAACACAAUAUAUAUUUAUUAAAUGUGUAGAUUUAAUUAAUAAAUAUAAUAAUCAAGAGUAUAUUUUAAUUAAAACAUUAUCGAUGGAAAUAUUCCUACAAUUAUGGAAUAAUGAAUCUGUAAAAAUUUCUGUAUUAAAAAUUGGUAAAUCAUUAAUUCGUUUUUUAAUGUUUAUAGGGAAUGUUGAAUAUAUACAUAAAAAUAUACUUACCUUAUUAUUAUCUUCUAUAGAAAAUACUAAUCAAAUAGAUUUAAAGGAAAAAUUAUCAAACCUUAUAUGUAAUAACAAAAGAAAUAUUUUACAAAAAAAGAAACUAAAACAUUAUAUAAAAAAAUUUCACAAAUCAAAAAAAUGCAUCUUAUAUAUAUCAAACCAAAAAAAUACAUAUAAUAUAAAAUUAAAUAAUAACAAUGUUCUUUCAAGAGAACAAAUACUAUUAGAACAUAUACAUAUAGAUCAUAUAAAAACAAACCACAUAUCGGAAUAUAAAGACGAAGAUAUGACAUUACAAAAUAUAUCACUACAAAAUAAUAUUAAAGAAUUUACAUAUAAUAAUAAAAAUGAUGUUUUUCUUAAUUUUAAUAUAAAUAAUAUUAAAAACUUUACGUUGUUAGAUUUUAUAUUCCAAAUCAAAAAUUAUUUUAAUUAUUAUAAAAUACUUUUAUCUGAUGCAGAAAAAAAAUGUAUACAUUUCUUAAUGAAUGUAAAUUAUAAAACCAAUAAUAAUAUGUACCAUCUUAAUUUAUUUUAUAAUUUAUAUAUAAAAGAUAAUAUUACCAAUUUUAUACAUGAUAAUAAAGUCAUCUAUUAUAUAGAUUAUAUAAAGAAUAAAGAUCUGGAAAAACAAAAAUUUCAUAUGACACACAACUUUUUUAAAGAAGCAAGAAAGGUUUAUACAUUGCAAGGUUGGGUUUGUAAUAACAGUUCGGAUGAUUUAUUCAUUGAUCAAAAUUGUGCACAAGAUAUGAAUCUCCGAGGUGAUCAUAAUAAAUAUUUUCAUAAAAGAAAAUAUGAGAACAGUUUAUUAGAUAAUAAUUAUUCUUUGAAAAAAAGCAAAAAAGAAAAUAUAUCUUACAAGGAGGAGGAGAAGGCAUAUGACAACAUAAUUAAUGAUAAUAAUGUGGAUAUUAUGGAUAUUGUGAAUAAUAAUGAUAAUAUGGAUAAUAUAUAUAAUGUGAAUAAUAAUGAUAAUAUGGAUAAUAUAUAUAAUGUGAAUAAUAAUAAUAAUAAUAAUAAUAAUAAUAAUGUGGAUAAUGUCAAUAAUAAUAACCUUUGUGAUAAUAUGCUAUCUUGUGAAAAAGAAAAAAUUAUUUACGAUUUACAUGAUAUAAUAAAAUUGAAUAAUUCUGUAUUAUCAAAAAUAUAUUGUUCUCACAUAAGGUUAAGUUUUUUUUUCCCUCUCCUGUUUUACAAAACUUAUUAUAUUAAUAAUAUAUUAUCAAGCUCCUUAUUCAUUUAUAGUAAACGAUUUAAAAGUUUUAAAAAAGAGAAUACCACCAAAAUUAUUAAGUUAAUGAAUUUAACAUAUAUGUCUCAUAUUUUUAUUGUAAAGUUUUUAAUCCAAUUAUUAAAAGAAAUUAAAAGUGUACAUCCUAAUAUAUGCUUUAUGAAAAGAGAGAAAAUGAAAAAGAAAGAUAUAAAAACAGAAUCAUUAUUUUUUAGUAAAUUCCAUUUUUUUGAAUGUUAUAAAUUAUUAGAAUAUUCCUUAAAAAAAGAUAUACACAUGACUAAUGUUUUUUUAAAUUAUUUAAACAAAAUUAUAUUGCAUUUUUAUGAAAAGAAAAGGGAACAUAUCGUUUUAAGUGUAAUUAUAACUUUGACUAUAUAUAAUUUUUUAAUGUUCAUACAACAAAAAAAAAAAAAAAAAAAAAAAGCACAGGAUAAUAAUACAAAUAUAUGUGAUAAUAAUACAAACACGUGUAAUAAUAAUACAAGCACAUGUGAUAAUAAUACAAACACGUGUAAUAAUAAUACAAACACGUGUAAUAAUAAUACAAACACGUGUAAUAAUAAUACAAACACGUGUAAUAAUAAUACAAACAUGUGUAAUAAUAAUACAAACACGUGUAAUAAUAAUACAAACAUGUGUAAUAAUAAUACAAACACGUCUAAUAAUAAUACAAACACGUGUGAUCAUAACCAAACCCAUUUACAUGACGAAAAAAAUAAUAUACACCAAGACGAUUAUCGCUUCAUUGAAGUAAUAGAAAAAUUAAAUAUAAACGAAAUAUGUAAGGAGAUACAAAACAAUUGUUUAAUAGGUUAUAUAUUAAAAGAAAAUAAUUUUUAUAUCGAUGAAAAUAUUUCUUUUAUUUAUGUUCAUGAUAUAUAUAAUUAUGAAUUAAAAAAUCAUAUGAAAUAUAUCCCACAUAAUAUAAACAAAGAAAUGUUUCUUUUGGGAGAUUUUAAAAAACAUCUUUUUCAAAAAGGAAUUUAUAAAAAAGUACAAGUUAUUAAGAUACUUAAAAAAAAUAUAGUAAAUAAUUUAUAUACAUCAGAGAUAUUAAAUUAUAUAUAUUAUAAUUCCUUAUAUUUAUUAAUACAUCUUUUAUUAAAUAUACGUUUUUAUUAUAAUAUAUUUCAUAGUACAUAUAAAAAAAAUGCAUAUUAUUAUAAUAAGGAACAUCUAUGUUAUAUAACAAAAAUUCAAAAUGUUCUAAGCAUAAAAUUAAAGAAAACGACAAAUCAAAGGGAACAUUUUAUUUACGAUAAAAAGGUAUAUAAAAAUAAUUGUAAUGAUAGGGAUAAUCAAAUGAUUGAUGAUGGGGAUAAUCAAAUGAUUGAUGAUAGGGAUAAUCAAAUGAUUGAUGAUGUGGAUAAUCAAAUGAUUGAUGAUGGGGAUAAUCAAAUGAUUGAUGAUGUGGAUAAUCAAAUGAUUGAUGAUAGGGAUAAUCAAAUGAUUGAUGAUAGGGAUAAUCAACUGUUUAAUGAUAAGGAUAAUCAACUGUUUAAUGAUUCAAUUCUAUCCAUAUUAAUCAAACUGGAAAAAGCAUCUUACAAUAAUUAUUUGAAAAAAAAAUUGUACAUAAAAAAAUAUUAUAGUAAAUUGAAAAAAGGUAUUAUUAAAAAUUUAAAACAUUACGAACUAGCCAAUAAUAUUAAUAAAUAUAUUAAAAAUGUAAAGGAAGAUAAAUUAUUUUUAGAUACCAUAUUUAAGUUUGAUAAUUCCUCCUUCUUCUUGUUUAAUAUGUCAUUUCAAUUUGUUGAAAGCAUGUCUAUACAAAAUAUGAGAGGUGUGGAAAAUAUAAAAAAAAAUACAAAUAAUGUUCAUUUAGAAAAUUACAACAAAAUCAAUGACAUCAAAAAUAAUAAUAAUAAUAAUAAUAAUAAUGAUUAUAAUUGUGAUUAUAAUUAUGAUGAUGAUAUGUUAUAUAGACAGAAUAACAAUUUUUUUAUGUAUAUUUUCAGCAAAAUAAAAAAUGUAUAUUUAUUUGUUGACGAAAUUAAUAAAAUGGUUUAUAGUAUUAUGCAUAGAGAUUUAAAUAUAUAUAAUACCAUUAUAUAUUCUUUUAAUAUGCAAAAUAUACAUGAUACAAAUAAUUUAUGUAUAAAUUUUUACUUUUAUGAAAUAGAAACAAAUAGGUGUACUGAUAUACACAUGGGUCAUAUCAACGAUAAUAAAUAUUAUAAUAAUUACCAGAAUAAGAAUUUAUAUGUGGAUACUCUUAAAAAACCAACAAAAAUUGAAAAUGACAUAUUUUUUUCAUCGACUAAUCAACUUAAUACUAAUACAAAAAAUAAUACAUGUAACAACAUACAUAAACAUCCAUACUUGUUAUGUAUAUUUAAAUAUAAAGAUUUAAAAGAAGAUGGAAACGAAAAAAAAAAUAACGUUAUAUAUUUUAAUGAGCUCAUAGAUUACAUAAUUUCUAGUAUUAUUGAAACUACUUAUAAGAAGGAAAAAAUUAUUUAUUGGUCUUCAUUUUUGUAUAACCUGAAGAACUAUGCGUUAAUAAACUUUCAUUUAUUAUUUUAUUUAUGUUCAUUGUUAAAAAAAAUUAAUGACAUGAUAAAUGUAAACAAUAAUGAUGGUAAUAAUAAUGAUGGUAAUAAUAAUGAUGGUAAUAAUAAUGAUGGUAAUAAUAACGAUGGUAAUAAUAAUGAUGGUAAUAAUAACGAUGGUAAUAAUAAUGAUGGUAAUAAGAACGAUGAUAAUAAUAAUGAUGGUAAUAAUUAUUAUUUUUAUUAUAAUAACCUUUAUGAUAGUAAGCAUUCCAAAUCUAUUCAUAUAAUAAAGAAAAAAAUAAAAAUAUGUAAAGACAUAUAUAUAUUAUACCUAUACAAAAUAGGGCUUUUAUUAAAUGUCAGCAUUUAUGAAACAUUCGACCUAUUAUUUUCAGUUGUUUGUAUAUUAUUUAAUUAUGAGUUUUAUAAUUUUUAUAUGGAGAAAAAAAUUUAUACUUUAGAAGAAAAAAAUAAAGAACAUAUAAAAAAUUUUGUUACAUGUAUAAAAGAAGAAGUACAAUUUUUUAUUACAAAUUAUGAUAUGUCCAUAUUUAUAGAAGGUAUUCAAUAUAUAAGUGAUGCUAUAUUUUUAAAUAAAAAAAUAAAAAUUUUAAUUUUUAAAAGUUAUGCUUUUCUUAAUACCAUUCUUCAUAUAUUACCCUUACGACAAAUCAUAACAGACAUGAAGAAUGUUCCUUAUAUAAAUAAAGUACUAAAUCAAAGAAAAAAAAAAAAAAAACAAACAAAAAAAAAAAAAACGGAACAUUAUUUACAAACAUAUUAUAAUCUAUUUAAAAGUUAUAAUACAAAUAUUGAUACACAAUUAUCAUCCAAUCUAGAAGAACCACAAACAGACAAUAAUUAUAUAAAUGGAAAUAUACAAAAUGUACAAAAUGUACAAAAUAUACAAAAUGUACAAAAUAUCAAAACAAAUAAUAAUACAAUUAAUUAUUUAUACAUUUUAUCAAGCGAUUCAGAAAAAUUCAGCGAAUCCUCAACAGAUAUAGAUAUAUUAGAACACGAUUUAAAUAAUUUUAAAAGCUCACAAAUAGAUGAAAAAAAUAUAGCUAGUCAUAUGAAAGAACAAAAACAAAAUAAAUAUGAAGAGAAAAAAGAUGAUGCAAUCAAAAAAAAUGUGUGGAUUUUUAAAAUUUUUAAAUUCUUUUAUUAUAGAUCUUUUAUGUGCUUUUAUAAAAACAAAUCACAAGAGGAACAUUUAUAUGAGAAGAAAAAAUGUUUCUUAUAUUUCUUUUUUCACAACAAUAAAAAAAAAAAAAAAAUAAAAAAAAAAAAUAAUAAUAAUAAUAAUAAUAAUAAAAUACAAAAAAAACAUAUAAGCGAACAGAUCUAUUAUUUAAGAAAAAUGUUAUUCAAAAAAUCCAAUUUUUCCAUUAUGUGUAAACAAGCAUAUAUAAUUAAAUGGAUAUGUCUUCGUAUGUUUAUAUUAAAAAAAUAUGAUUAUAAAAGAUUUAAUUUAAUUGAACUAUUUCAAUAUAUAUAUAAAAAAUUACAUUAUAUUAAUAAUAAACAAACAUUUGAAUUCCAUCUUAUAUCAACGGAUAAUUCUUUAAAUCAUUUCGACAGUAUAGACAUUAAAUAUAUAUUUCAUAUUUUUCUUAUUCACAUAAAUAAAAUGAUAAAUUAUUUAACAAAAAAAUAUUAUGAAUUAUGUUCACAAGAAGAAAAAUGUAUUCAAUUUACCAAUAUAAAACUUAUGUCCAAAAAAGAAAUUAAAAUUUUCAAUUUAUAUAAUCAAAUUAAUAAUAAUAUUAUUUCUUUUAUAAUAUCUUUUUACCCUUAUUUAAUAAAAAAUAAAUUUUCAUAUGAUAUCUUUUACAAAUUAUUUAAUAUAUAUUUUAAUAUGUAUAUAAUAAAUAAACAAACAAAUUAUAUUUCAUUACACUCCUCUAUAUAUCUUAUACUUUUCAUAUUUCUAAAACAUACAAACACAAGUGUCUACAUGAUGUUUUCUUAUUUUACGAGUCUUCAAAAUUAUUUGGAGACAACAAAUUCAUUCCCAUUAUUUGAUUCGUAUUGUUUAAAUUAUGAGGGAGCAAAGUGUCACAUAAGAGAAAGCGUGGAAUAUUUCGUACAAAAUUUGGAUGAAGAAUUUUUCAUAUUCGACGAUAUGAAAAUAAUAUUUGAUGUAAAUUCUAUUUCCUUGUUUUACUAUAUGUUAAUUAAUAUUUUUCGUUAG